Messenger RNA from Topomyia yanbarensis, 2253 nucleotides. RefSeq lists its product as uncharacterized. The record is from RefSeq and is a predicted model, not a curated record. The transcript has a single exon. Gene Ontology annotation, molecular function: nucleic acid binding. The coding region runs from base 1 to 2253 and encodes 750 amino acids. Gene Ontology annotation, biological process: DNA integration. Lineage: Eukaryota; Metazoa; Arthropoda; Insecta; Diptera; Culicidae.
AUGCUAGCUUCCGCUGGAUUACCGCUCAAGAAAUGGGCAUCGAAUUCUCCUGAAGUUCUUGGGGAUGUACCACCUGAUGAUGUGGCAAUUCAGCCGUUCCACAAUCUUCAGGAUGACCAGGCCGUCUCCACGCUCGGCCUCAUUUGGGAACCAAAGUUGGACAUACUCCGGUUCAAGGUUCAGUUGCCGUUAGCCGCAUCCGUACUGACGAAACGCAAGGUGAUGUCGUACAUCGCCCAAAUCUUCGACCCUCUUGGACUCGUGGGUCCAACGAUCACCAAGGCCAAACUCUUCAUGCAGCGACUUUGGGCUCUGAAGCAGAAUGGCGAAGCAUGUGAAUGGGACACGCCGCUCCCGUUUACACUCCAAGAAGAAUGGAAACUGUUCCAUAACACACUACACCUGUUGAGUGAAGUUCGCGUACCCCGCUUCAUUUCGAUGCCCGACGCCGUCAGCAUCCAGCUUCACUUCUUCUGCGAUGCGUCUGAGCGCGCAUAUGGGACAUGCUGUUACGUCCGAACCGAAGCACACGGCACAGUUUCGGUCCAGUUGUUGGCGUCCAAGUCCAAGGUAGCUCCGCUUUCUACUCGCCAGACAAUCGCCAGACUGGAACUCUGCGCCGCACAUUUGUCGACCCAGCUGUACAAGAAGCUGAACGCGACGCUGAAGCUUCCUGCGACUGUUCAUUUCUGGACAGAUUCCACUACUGUCCUCCAAUGGCUUCGCGGGAACCCGAGUCGUUGGAAGACUUUCGUCGCAAACCGAGUCUCGCAGAUACAGCUUUCAACCGAUCUCAACCGCUGGAAGCAUGUUCCUGGAGUCGACAAUCCUGCUGACGACAUUUCCCGAGGAUUGAGUCCUACUGAUCUCCUCAACCGUACACGAUGGUGGACUGGGACACAGUGGCUAGCAAGGUCUCCGGAUUUUUGGCCAAAUCCAACGUUACCCGCAGCAGAAACUCCAGAAGUGUCCGCCGAAGGACGCAAGAUACCACUAGUUGCCAUGACCACGACACAACUGAGUUUCUGCACUGAUUUAUUCGCUCGCUACUCCAACUUCUCCAAGCUGCGCCGAGUGACAGCGUUCAUUCAGCGUUAUCUGCACGUGCUUCGUGAACGAGCCUCGCAACGUCGUUCGGAAAAGGAGAAGUACAAGCCACUCGUCAUCCCGAACAUUAACCCGCACCCAGUCCAUCCGCUUACCGCACAAGAACUCCAACACGCCGAACUUACGCUCUGUCAUCUCGCGCAGGGUGAACUUUUCGCUGAGGAGAUUUCCGAUCUCGCUAGUGGCGAACGUGUCGCAAGAUCUUCCACGCUGAAGUGGUUGAACCCGUUCGUCGAUCCCGAAGGCACCGUACGUGUCGGUGGCCGGCUUCGCAAUGCCGCGCUGACCGAUGCGAAGAAACACCCGAUCGUCCUCUCUGCCAAGCAUCCGCUCGCUGUUCUGUUGGCUAGUUUUUAUCAUUUGAAGCUACUGCACGCAGGCCCCCAACUCCUGCUAGCCACUCUCCGCCAGAAGUUUUGGAUUCUGGGCGGCAGAAAUCUUGUGAAAUCCGUCUUUCACCGUUGCCACACUUGCUUCCGUAGCAAGCCCACACUAGUCCAGCAGAGCACAGCAGAUCUUCCGGCAUCGAGAGUAUCUCCAACCCGACCGUUUUCCGUCUGCGGAGUCGACUAUUGCGGACCUUUCUAUUUGAAGUCCGCUGUCCGCAACCGUGGCCCAACGAAGGUGUACGUGGCCAUAUUCGUCUGCUUCUCUACGAAGGCAGUUCACAUCGAGCUAGUGAGCGACCUGUCUACUCCAGCGUUCCUAGCUGCACUCCGUCGUCUGGUCGCCCGCAGAGGAAAGGUGGUAGAGUUGCACUCUGACAACGCUACCGCUUUCAAAGGUGCUUCGAAUGCACUGAACCGCAUCUACCGCAUGCUGAAGGUCGAUGAGUCUGAUCGGAAUCAGAGCUUCGACUGGUGCUCCGACAACGAAAUUCGCUGGAAGUUCAUCCCACCUCGAGCACCACACUUUGGCGGUCUUUGGGAGGCUGCAGUGAAGUCAGCGAAGACACACCUGUUGAAGGCAAUCGGCAACGUGAACGUUGCGUACGAGGACAUGCUCACACUGCUGGCGCAGAUAGAGAUGUGCCUCAAUUCUCGUCCGCUGACUCCAAUGCCGGACGAUCCGUCCGAUCUCGAGGUCCUUACGCCAGGACAUUUUCUCGUCGGGAGCAAUCUCCAAGCUGUUCCGAAGCUGAUCUGA